CUGGGGCCCUGGCUCCGCGCCAGCUCCAUCAGAAUUAGCUCAUUGUUCACUAGCACACCAGCGGGAGAGAGAGGGAGGAAGAGAGUGACUCUUAGGGAAGGAGACACACACACACACACACUCUUGGAGAGAGCGCGCGCGAGGCAGGGAGCUCUUCCCCUCCUUCUUUUCCAAGGCUGCACUUCUUGGAAGUGAAGCCGGUUUGGGUUUUGUUUCCCUUCCCCCUCCUGCCUCCUCCCUCUUCUUCCUCCACCCCUUUCCCCUCCCCCUCCGCCUCCCUCUCCCCACUCCCCCAUCUGUCUUUCUAGCAUGAUGCCCUUUUUCAUCCACAUUUGUGUUUCAGGUGUAGAGAGGAGAGAGAGUGAACGGGGAGCGGGGCUUUUGUCUGUUGGUCUCCCUGGACUGAAGAGGGAGAAUAGGAGCCCAAGACUAAGAUUCUCAAAAUGGUGCCACCGUUGAGCUCUCGGCGGUCUGAUUGAGGCAGUCAUGCCAGUAGAACAGAACCUACCCGGGUUUCACGGGGUUUAUUACCCAGAACUCUCUGUCUGGGUCAGUCAGGAACCAUUUCCAAACAAGGAAAUGGAGGGAAGGCUUCCUCAGGGAAGACUUCCUGUCCCCAAAGAAGUGAACCGCAAGAAAGACGAUGAGAUGGCCGCGGCCUCCUGGACUCCACUGGGUGGCAAUGAACUCCGCUCCCUGAGAAUCAGUUACCUCUACUUUUUUUAAUCGUAACACCUCCAUUUGUAUUACAUAUGGUGUAUGGGUAUUGAUGAGGUCAUGGUAUCAUAUAUGGGAUUUUUUUCUGUGUAAAUCAUCAAGUAUAAGAAGAAACUAUGGGACUCUGAGCCUUGCUUUAGAGAAUUUACAGUGGACAAAUAGCUAUCAUCAAACCAGUUUUUAAUCAUCCUGACUCAAGUGAAAACGCUCAGAAUUUCACACUGUGAAUCCACGUUUACAACCCUUACAGGUGGGCCCUCAGGCCUGGUUCGCUACGACAAUGUCUUCCACAACUCAAACUCCCACUGUGCUCACACAACCGGUCCACUCCGCCUCCCUCACACAGCUCCCGACUGCUUCUGGCAGAGGCUGAGAGUCCCCAUUUUUUUUUUUUUUUUCAUUUAGAUGUAACAAGCCUAGUAGUUUAUGUUCAUCAAUUGUCUGUAUAUCUCUCUAUUUUAUCCAUGUACUCUUUUGAUGUAUAGAAGUAGUUUGAAACUCAUUGUUUCCUUGUGGUAAGUGACCGAGGUGCUGCCACAGGACCUGAGACACUGAUGAAUGGUGCUAUUUUGGACUUUCAACAUGCUCCUUGGCGAGGUAGCUCUGAUGGAGUUCUUUUUUAUUUCCAUGUUCUAAGAAGGUGUUGGUACUCUGUUUCCCUGAAUGUCGUUCUCUAGACUGGACUGACUUUUCUCCUCGUGUCUUCAGUGUAGCUUUCUUCCUCAGUGCUGUAGGCUGCGUGAACCGACCAGAGAGGGUGAGAGGCUGUCGUCUCCUUGGCUGGCGCCCACAGGCAUGCAGUCGCGGGAGCAAUCACAAAACUGUAAUCCACUGAACCAGCCCCCUUCCUUUACGUAGUAGCCUCGCCUGCCUGACUUAGAGAAAGAAAAGCAAUAAUUUUACAGGCAUUUUGAGGUGUCUCUUUGGAUUCUUUCUGUUGGAAAGGAUAUUGGGGGGGGGGAAGGGGCAAGCUCGUUUUUUUUCACAUGCCCUUGGAAAAAAAUUCCCAAACAGCGACGUUGAAGUAGGAAUAUGACAAUUAUAUCUUAAAAAAAAAAUUAAGUUGGAAAAGAUGACUUUAUAAAUUUAUUUUUAAGGCAGAGCGCUCUUUUUUGGUGGUUUUGAUAAGCAAGGUGUAGAGUUUACAUUUUUGUCCUUGCUCCCAAUGAAGUGGAUAAACAAAAAUAAAAUAUCAUCUACUCAUGGAAUGUUGUUGUGUUAGCCAGUCUGAAAGCCCACCUUAAUUUUUAUAUACCUGUCUUUUAGCUCUUCCUUUGACAGGGCAGGCCUUGUUCUGAACUGUUCUGCUUCUGACUGUUACACACCCCCACGCAUGCGCUGCUCUUCGGCCUUCUCUUCCCGCGCUCCCGUGGGCCUGAGUUUCUUGUGCGUCCCCCUCCUCCUUCGUUAGAAUAGGUAUAUCAGCUGUGUAAAUAGAGCAAGAAACAGUAUUCUGCAUCUGUGGCAUUUAUGUAGAGUUGCAGUUGUGUACUGCUGCAAUGCAGGCUUUUGUAACCACGUGGUCUUUACUGAUGCACUCAUGACAAGUACCCAAUGUAUUUUAGCUAUUUUAGUAGUAUUUGUUCAAUAAAUAUGCAAGCUGUAAGGU
Molecule: messenger RNA, 2326 nt
Organism: Nycticebus coucang (slow loris)
Lineage: Eukaryota; Metazoa; Chordata; Mammalia; Primates; Lorisidae
Gene: NREP
Product: neuronal regeneration related protein
Exons: 5
Coding region: 487-726 (79 amino acids)
Biological process (GO): axon regeneration; regulation of neuron differentiation; regulation of transforming growth factor beta receptor signaling pathway
Cellular component (GO): nucleus; cytoplasm
Source: RefSeq, a predicted model, not a curated record